GCGCUCAACUCGUUCAAAGUAUCGGACUACUUAGUCCGCCCGACUUUUAUUCUUUUCAUUUAAAUUAUUUCGAUUCCGAAAUCCCGGACCGUUCCGGAGUGCCACACUUCCGACGAUGGCCAUCGAACAGCUUGGCUUCAGCGUGUUCUUCAUUGCGCUCACCUGCUUCCUGGCUUCGGCGGCACGUCGCCUUAACGACAAAUUGUCCAAAGAUGGUCUAGUGAAGGAGUUGAUCUUUGAGGCCAUUGCGGCCGCCGAACUGUGCGGCUGUUGCUUCGAGCUGAUCAUCGUGGCGGAUAACUUUGGCGUGGCCACGUACGCCGUGUUCCUUUUCACGCUGACCAUUUGGUGGGGUCGACAGUGGGGCAAUGCCACGGCCUGCCCUUACACCUAUAUGGAGCAGAUCGUGCAAGGUGAGGUCAACUUCCGCGAGGCUGCCCUCAAGAUCUGGGCCCAGCUGAUGGGCGGAUGCUGCGUCUAUCGUUACGUGCAGCUGUACUGGUGGUUCGAGUUUGCCGAAACGCACGAGGGCCGUGCGUUCGAGGAGUGCGCCGCCGAUCUUAAGGUAAACCUGUACCUGGGCGCGUUCAUCGAAGGAUUGGCCACCCUGUGCUGCCGGCUGGCGUCAAAGGUCAUCUCGGAAAAGGACGCCAAGUUUGGAGCGUUCAUCGAUUCGUUCAUCGGCACCAGCCUGGUCGUGUUGGCCUUCAACUACUCCGGAGGAUACUUCAACCCGGUGCUGGCCACUUCGCUGAAGUGGGGCUGCGCUGGAAACUCUGCCCUUGAGCACAUCAUCGUCUACUGGCUUGGAUCGUGUGCUGGUGCCGUGAUUUCGGUGCCCCUGUUCAAGAUGGACAAGUUCCGUAGCAUGUUCCUUGCGGAUAAGGUUAAAUCGGAGUAAGAGGUCCAGAUGCCGAGGAUGAACUGUCGAGUCAAAAUUCUAGUCAUCUCUGUCGAUAAUUAUGUUCGAAACAUUAUUUAUUUAUUUUAAUUAUCCUUCUGUAACAAUCCCUUCCCUUUACGAUGUGCAUUUCCGUCCCUAGGUGUUAAAUGUUGACGAUUUUAUCUUAAUAAAGAGAACGAUUCGAAAAUUCGAAGAAAAGACAA
Culex pipiens pallens (northern house mosquito) is the source of this 1107-nucleotide messenger RNA. RefSeq names its product aquaporin-11 (gene AQP). The transcript has 4 exons. Lineage: Eukaryota; Metazoa; Arthropoda; Insecta; Diptera; Culicidae. The record is from RefSeq and is a predicted model, not a curated record. The coding region runs from base 116 to 901 and encodes 261 amino acids. Gene Ontology annotation, cellular component: cytoplasm. Gene Ontology annotation, molecular function: channel activity.